Molecule: messenger RNA, 1897 nt
Organism: Melanotaenia boesemani (Boeseman's rainbowfish)
Lineage: Eukaryota; Metazoa; Chordata; Actinopteri; Atheriniformes; Melanotaeniidae
Exons: 11
Coding region: 391-1578 (395 amino acids)
Source: RefSeq, a predicted model, not a curated record
UAACCAAAGUGAGGAAGCUGCGCAGUCUUCUGUAGACAGCCAACUGACAGGAAGGAAGGAACAACUACUACGCUGCAACUCGACAAAAGCCUGACACUUUUAUCCUCAAAUCUUUUGAAGCGCUUCAGCAUAUUUUUUCCUUCUGGGCUCUGCAGAAAUAUAUACUACAUUCUGGCAAAUAGGGAAACUAGAGCUUAGCCACCCUGCCUCCUCCUCCUCCUCAUUACAAUAUCCUCUUUUAAACCCAACUACCCCCCUAUUUUUAUGUUAUCUCUUUGGUUUUAAUGUGGCACACACACAAACUGUUUGGAUGACUGCCUCGGCAGAUGGUGCUCAGUGUGUGGACUACAGGCUGAGACGAGGCUGAGAGGGACAGACUCCUCAUCGGUCAUGGGAUGCUGCAGUGUGACCCAGAGGCAUACUGGAGUGGACGAAGUGGGCCCGGAUGAGAUCGAACUCCUGGAACUCUCAGGGGAUAAUUUAGGAGUGUGGAGUCUGGGAGAAACCAGACUUCAGCUGUCGGUGAGAAACAGCAGAGAUGAGCAGCAGCUGCCGCCACCACUACAGCGCAAACCUUCAAUACAACACCUUGGACAGGAGAUGGUGCUGUGGGGCAGGAGCAUCGAGGCGCUCCACCACAGGAUUUACUCCCAGCAGUCAAUCAAGGGCUGGGAAGGCCAACCUGCACACAUGUAUGGAGAAAUCAUAAACUCCUCCCUGCUGUCUCUCUACAACAGCUACACACAGGAAACCACAGAACGCUUCGUGGUGUUGUUCUCUUUUCACUUACUGAUCCUCUCACUUGACCACUCCAGACAAGACUUCGUAUAUGAGGGCAUUCUUCCCCUUUCUGGACUUUCCUUCCAUGCUGUCUCCCUGGACCCUGUUGCAUCCCACUCACCACACAUGUUUGAGAUUAGCAGUGCAGUGGUGGACUCCAAGAUGUUCAUAUGUUCCAGUGCUGCAGAGUUACAGAGAUGGACACAGCUCAUAGAAGACAGAAGAUACAAAUCCAUGAUGCAGCCGAUGAGUCCGUCCCACUGUGCUCUCUCCUACCUGUUACCGUGUGAUGAGCACUGGAAAAGAGAAGAGUUGAAACAAUACCUGCUGCAAGCUCCAAUAAGGCAGUGGGAGGGUUCGCCCAUCCAGCACAUGGGUCAGCCAGGAUACAUUUCUCUUGUUCACAUCAUCAACACACAGAGACAGGGACUCCAAGAACGACUGAUGGCUCUCUUUCCUCAAGAUGUGCUGCUGCUGUCUGUUGACAGCAAGAGGCUGAAUGUAAAAUAUGAGGGCAGAUUGGCCCGUCACAGCAUCAAAGCUGUGGAGCGCUCCGCCCUGCCUGGAAGGCUGGAGUUUGACCUCAUAGGUGAGUUGAUGGAGCCUCUGCAGGUCUCCUGCACCUGCCUGGACGAUUAUCAGAACUGGAUGUUUCAGCUUCAACAGCCAGACAGAAGCAGCCAAGUUACUGUGAGUCGCGCUCCACCUCCGAUCAUGCCAAAGCUGCAAAAGAGCAGGAAGGAGUCCCAGGAGCUGUUCAUAAGAUCCGAUCAGUGUCACAUGAAUGGAUGCAGCUGACCCACUGGAGAGAGGAAUAGCUUAAAAUUCCCUGUAAUUAUAAAUCUAAAACAUGCCGUGCACCACGAUAUGGAGAUUCAGCAGCGAGGAAAAGUUCUCACCCUGGUUUUGUUUUAUUUGGGUGAUUUCAUCAUUUGGAAGGGCAACUAGAUUACUUAUAGCUCUCCUCCAUGUGGGCACAGACAAAAAUUAGGCCAUGACCCAGUUUCAGAGCAGCUGCACAAAUGUUAGAUAUGCACAAUGUAGGGCAGUAAGACAGGCCUGAAGAAACUGUACAUACCUGUAUGUAGCUUUGUAUCAAUAAACAAAUCUCACACAA